This is a messenger RNA of Spodoptera littoralis (African cotton leafworm), 2019 nucleotides long. The record is from the annotation of a GenBank genome assembly. NCBI's taxonomy places the organism in Eukaryota, Metazoa, Arthropoda, Insecta, Lepidoptera, Noctuidae.
AUGAGUCAGUUACAAAAAAUGGAGGUGAACCCCGAUCUGGCGAUGGAAAGGGAGAAAUGCAACUUUAAUAUUAUGGAAGUGACGCAUAUUCUUGAUGGGGGCGAGGAGAAUACGGCGCGCAGAAAGAAAAUAGAAGACAUAGCUUUAAACAGUGGAGCGUCGAAGGACUCCUUUCCAGAAGAACACAUGAGUCCAAAGGAGAAGUAUGAAAAUGCUGUGAGGAAGUCAUGCCUGUAUGCUGAUCUUGUCAAGAAUCAUUUUGCUCAUCUCACUGGAUUGGAAACUUUUGGAAUUAAUUCGGGCGUCAUCAGGCGCACGGCAGAUGCUUUCUUCAAAGAAGUGUCUCCAUUUUUACUCCAUAUGGGCAUGUUUGUGCCAACCAUCAUGGGCCAAUGUACUUCGGAGCAGCUGUCCUACUGGCUGCCAAGAGCAAUGGACAUGCAAAUUAUCGGGACCUACGCCCAGACUGAGCUCGGCCACGGUACAUUCAUAAGAGGGCUGGAGACGACUGCUACAUACGAUCCAGAGACUGAAGAGUUUGUUCUGCACAGCCCUACUUUGUCCUCUUACAAGUGGUGGGCGGGAGGCCUUGGAAACACAGCAAACUACUGCAUCGUGGUAGCCCAGCUGUACACGAAGGGUGAAUGCCAUGGUACCCAUCCAUUCAUCGUUCAGAUCCGAGAUGAGGAUACUCACAUGCCGCUCCCAGGCAUCACUGUGGGAGAAAUCGGACCAAAGAUGGGAUUCAACACGGCUGACAAUGGGUUCCUAGGGUUCAAACAUUACAGAAUACCUAGGGAACAUAUGAUGAUGAAGAAUGCACAGGUUUUGAAGGACGGUACCUACGUGAAAGUGGCGAGGCAUGGCAAGCUGACUUACGGGACGAUGGUGUUUGUUCGAGUGAUUUUGGUCAACGAGGCUGCUUUUAACCUGGCGAAGGCUUGCACCAUCGCUGUGCGGUACUCUGCCAUUCGCAGACAGUCACGACCGAAGCCUGAUGAAGCUGAGCCUCAGAUCUUGGACUACGCGACACAGCAGCACAAGCUGUUCAUCACCAUAGCAACCGCGCAUGCGCUACAAUUGUCCAGCAGUUGGUUGUGGCAGAGCUUCAGCGCUGUGCUUAGUGAAAUGAAGGAUGGCAACACUGAUAAGCUUCCUGAGUUCCACGCCCUCUCGAGUUGUUUGAAGGCAGUGAGCACGUCUGAUGCUGCAUUCUUGAUAGAGCAGUGUCGCCACGCGUGUGGAGGUCAUGGCUACAUGAUCUCAUCUGGCAUCCCGCAUCUUUACAACUUCGUGUCUGCUACCAGGACUUACGAGGGAGACUACACUGUGUUGCUUCUACAGACAGCUAGGUUUUUGGUAAAAGCAUAUGAGCAGGCUGAAGCAAAGCAGCCGCUGACUCCAACAGUUUCCUACCUGACGCUGGCCUUCUCUCGUAAGGAACCUUGGGACAGCAGCCCUGCAGGCAUCGUCAGAUCCUUUCAAGCUCUCGCUGCAGGAAAAAUAUCUUCAUGUGUGAAAAAUAUGAGGAAACAUAUGCGAUCGGGAUUAUCUGAAGUGGAUGCUUGGGAGAUGUCCACUAUACAAUUGGUGUCUGCGGCUGAGGCUCAUUGCCGUGCUGUGAUCUCGGAUGCGUACAGAAGUGAAAUCAUGAGACUGACUGCCAACUCAAGUCCCAAUGUGAAGAUAGUAAUGGAACAACUGUCGACCCUCUACCUUUACUACUGGGCUCUGCAAAGGACUGGGGACUUAUUGCUGUACACGUCAAUAUCGGAGAAGGAUAUCGUGGACCUGCAAUCGGCUUAUGAAGAACAGCUUCAGAAGAUUAGACCUAAUGCCGUUGGUAUUGUCGAAGCAUUCGAUCUUCGGGACGAACUUCUACAUUCAACCCUAGGAUCAUACGAUGGUCGUGCCUACGAGCGUCUGAUGGACGAAGCUUUGAGGAGUCCUAUGAACAAGGAGCAAGUCACCCAAGCUUACUACAAGUACUUGAGGCCGAUGAUGAAAGCUAAUCUGUGA